AAAGCUAGCAUGAACGCGGCGCGCAUUCUGAAAGACAGAGGCACGCACGUGGCCCUAAUUAAAGCCAAUUAGCCAUUCCGUUUGUUUUUAUCACCCCAACGAAAAAUAACUUCGGUUUAUCACCAUCCCAGAGUGACCAGCAACAACGCAGAGAUGUUUUCAUGUCUAAAUGUGCUGCCAGCCCCACUGCAGCUGUGCCUGGGAAUGUGCCUUCACAAGGAUGUUGCAGAGGAGCAUAAAAAGGCAAAAGUCCAAAGCUCUAAAAUAGAACGGGACCUUCACAAACAUGCCAGCAUGGAGAAUAAUGUGGUCAAAAUCCUUAUGCUCGGUGCUCCAGAGACUGGAAAGAGUACAAUUGUCAAACAGAUAAAGAUAAUCCAUAAUCAUGGAUUCUCCAAACAAGAGCUUAUAAGUUUCAAGCCUGCAGUACUGGACAAUCUUCUGACCUCUAUGAAGACUGUUCUGCAAGGCAUGGGGACACUGAGGAUAAACCUUGCUAACAAGCAGAAUAAGGAUCAUGCUCGCUCCAUCCUGUCCUGCAGCCAGUGUUUGGGGGACGAUCAGGAGCUCCUUCCUUUUAUGGCUCAUGCUUUCUGUGCACUUUGGUCCGACCAAGGAGUCCGAGCAGCUGCAGCCCGAGGAUACGAGUUUGAGCUGAACGACUCUGCUCUCUAUUUCUUUGAGAACAUGAGUCGAAUCAUCGCACCAAACUACGUUCCCACAGAUGCAGAUGUUCUGAGAGUCAGAGUGAGGACCUGUGGAAUCAUUGAGACACAGUUUCAAGUUGAUAAAACUGUGUUUCGGCUGUAUGAUGUCAGAGGCCAGCAAAGUGCGAGGAGGAAGUGGCUAAGCUGCUUUGAAGGUAUUCAAGCUGUGGUGGCUGUUGUGGCCCUCAACAGCUAUGAUAUGACACUACUGGAGGAUCCUUCUGUGAAUCGGCUGCAAGAAAGUCUUGAACUUUUUUCAUCAAUCUGCAUCCACACGGUUUUCCAGCAAACCACCAUGGUUCUGUUCAUGAACAAAACGGACCUUUUCCGGGAAAAGAUCCUAAAAUCUGGAAGACACUUGAGACUUUACCAUUCUAGCUAUAAAGGUGCUGAUGGUGAUGUGGAUGCUGCAGCCCACCAUAUCACUGCAAUGUUCUCAGCAUGUAACAGCAACCCUGACAGGCCUGUGUACCACCACUUCACCACUGCCAUAGACGCCACAAGCGUACGGGUGGCAUUUCAUGUGGUCGUUGAUCAGAUUAUGAGGGGGAACCUAGAAGCUGUUCAGCUUGUUUAAGUCUUCUGGAGACUCUUUAAAUUGUUUUAAGUCAUUCAUUGCUGUAAUUUCUCUGUAAAUUCUCAUGUGUGCUUUUGUCUUUUAGAACUUCAAAAUCUGAUGAAGUAACACUAUUUAAUUGUUCUUUUUCCUUUCUGACUUUAUAACAUUUUAAAUAAACAUAUGCUUUUUAAGCAUGUCUGAUCAUUUUA
Molecule: messenger RNA, 1475 nt
Organism: Pundamilia nyererei
Lineage: Eukaryota; Metazoa; Chordata; Actinopteri; Cichliformes; Cichlidae
Product: guanine nucleotide-binding protein G(o) subunit alpha-like
Exons: 10
Coding region: 154-1284 (376 amino acids)
Biological process (GO): adenylate cyclase-modulating G protein-coupled receptor signaling pathway
Cellular component (GO): cytoplasm; heterotrimeric G-protein complex
Molecular function (GO): G-protein beta/gamma-subunit complex binding; G protein-coupled receptor binding; GTPase activity
Source: RefSeq, a predicted model, not a curated record